This is a messenger RNA of Gastrolobium bilobum, 774 nucleotides long. Its product is annotated as protein BREVIS RADIX-like. NCBI's taxonomy places the organism in Eukaryota, Viridiplantae, Streptophyta, Magnoliopsida, Fabales, Fabaceae. The record is from RefSeq and is a predicted model, not a curated record. The transcript has 6 exons. Bases 1 to 774 code for a protein of 257 amino acids.
AUGGUAUGUAUUAAUUGUAUGAUUAAGGAUCUGGCGCUGAAGCUUUCAGGGAAGAAAAUCAAAGGUGGCACCUCCGAGAGCAUCAACGCAAGUUCAACCCCUGCUUUGGACUACACAAACCCCAAUCAAUCCCCAAUUGGUAACACCACCCCUGGAGGGCGUCAACCUCAACCACCAGCUGGUAGUGUAGCGUUGGUGGACAUGACUGGAUCCAACGAGUGGAUAGCACAGAUGGAGCCAGGUGUUCACAUCACCGUUGUGUCUCUUCCUACUGGGGGCAAUGAUCUCAAAAGGAUUCACUUCUGCCGAGACAUGUUUGAUAAGUCGCGAGCCCAGAGGUGGUGGGCUGAGAAUUGCGACAUGAUCAGGGAGCUUCUUAAUAUACAGACUUUAAAUCAACGUGUUUUCAUCACUCCUGCAAGGUCUGAUGAUAAUGAGAACUCGGGGGAAUCUGAACAAGAUAUCCCAAUGGCUUCAAUGCUGAACAUGGAUUCGACUCGGGGGAAUUUCCAUGCACCCGCUGGGAAUAUGGGGUAUUUCCAUGGUGGGAUAUCAAGGGCUAACAACCCUACUGACAAUGACAUGGAUGCUGAAUGGGUUGAGCAGGAUGAUCCUGGAGUGUCAAUCACUGUGAAGAGGUCAGCUAAUGGGACCAGGCAAAUUUGCCGUAUCAAAUUCAGCCGGGAAAUUUUUGAUGCAGAUGCAGCCAAGGAUUGGUGGCUGCGCAACAGGUUCGAGAUCAUGCUCAGUAUAUGUGAAGCCUUGUUGCUGUGA